Messenger RNA from Paramuricea clavata, 775 nucleotides. NCBI's taxonomy places the organism in Eukaryota, Metazoa, Cnidaria, Anthozoa, Malacalcyonacea, Plexauridae. The record is from the annotation of a GenBank genome assembly.
UUCCUCUCCCGAUGGUCUUAACCCAGAAUCAAGGUGUAUUGUGAUAGUUGGUGAUUUCAAUAUUCCUUCGAUCUCCUGGUCGGACAAUGAUUCAACUCCCAUUAGUUCAGGUGGUUGUGCGAACAGCGAAGUCCUUUGUGAACUUAUCGGUGACAAUUUUUUGCAACAAUUCGUAGAGGGUCCAACUCACUCCGCGGGUAACAAGCUUGACUUGUUCUUUUGCAAUCGUGCCGAGGUAAUAUCAAAUGUACUAACAUCUCCCUCCGAUGAACAUAACUUCUCUACCGAUCACUACAUCAUUGAAUUCAAUAUUAGUACCAAGUUCACAAGAGCAAAACCUGUGCGACGCGUUAUUUACGACUACAACCACGCUGACUUCCCUACACUACGUAGAGCCUUGUCAGAAACAUCCUUAGACAUUACUCUAACGGGCAGUAUCGAUGAUUGCUGGUGGAAAGACACAUUUUUGUCUAUCGUGACCAGUUUUGUUCCUAUAAAAACUAUACAGGGCACCAACUUCCCUCCCUGGAUAGAUGGUGAAGUUCGCUACCUUAUACGUAAGAAAUACAUUGCGUUGAGGAAAUACCGAAAGAACAAAACAGCGAGUAUUGAGUAUUUUGUGUCAGCAAAUAGUAGCAAAUCAAAUACGCAAUUAGAGCUAAACAUAAAUUGUAUCUCGCGAAAAUUGAAGCGUCACUCAAUGAAAACCCGAAGAUGGUCUGGAGUUACCAUAAAGCCAUUCUUCACCACCAAACUUCUCUCAAUCCAACUAUAA